CCGGUUCAGAGCUGCUUCAUACAGACCUUGAACACGCCGCCUGGGGCUUCCGGAACCUUAAUGGCCAUGUAAGCCUUCCAUGAUGGGUCAGACUUCUACUCAGAUCAUCGUCACCCAGCCGGACAAGUCGGAUAUCGUCUGCGAGAUCUUCAGCCAGGGAGUGGUACACGCUUCCCAAAAACUAAAGGAGUAUCUCGGAUUUGAAGACCCCUGCGGCAGCUUCCACCCCAGCACGGACACCCUGACGGAGAUCUUUCUGGUCAACUUUAUCACCUUCUGCGCCGAAAAGGGAGUCGAAGAAAGAAUCGCUACCAGCAAAAUGACCAAGCAACAAGCCAUCUUGUUUGGCGUGGACUGGAUUUGGACCCUACUCAGCCCUGACAAAUCCGUGAGACUCCAGAUAGCCGUCCAGAGCUUACAGAUGUCCGACUUCAACAACGAGGGGAGAGGAGACACGAUAGACAACGGCCCCUGCAAGGAGAUCCAACUGACCGACACGUUUUAUAAAAACAAGAGCCCGUACGAGAAGCUGGAGGAGUUCUGCCGGCUGGUGGGCUCGGACUGCCUGGGCCUCUUUAUUGUCUUCGGCCUGCCGGGAAAACCCAAGGACGUGCGAGGCAUCCUAUUGGACAGCGUCAGCAGGGAGAAUAAAAAGAACUCUGUGCCACCAGAGAGAGCUUUGCAGCAAUUCAUCCUGAACACGGACAAUUUCCUCCCCACGCGUGAAAUGCUGGACACCUGUAUGUCCAAGAGGAAGGGCCUCAGGAACAUUGGAAAAGUGUACAUCAACUUUUUAUAACCGCCGGUG
Molecule: messenger RNA, 808 nt
Organism: Nanorana parkeri
Lineage: Eukaryota; Metazoa; Chordata; Amphibia; Anura; Dicroglossidae
Gene: REP15
Product: RAB15 effector protein
Exons: 1
Coding region: 80-799 (239 amino acids)
Biological process (GO): receptor recycling
Source: RefSeq, a predicted model, not a curated record